This is a messenger RNA of Xenopus tropicalis (tropical clawed frog), 2047 nucleotides long. RefSeq lists its product as uncharacterized. The transcript has 3 exons. The record is from RefSeq and is a predicted model, not a curated record. NCBI's taxonomy places the organism in Eukaryota, Metazoa, Chordata, Amphibia, Anura, Pipidae. Bases 86 to 916 code for a protein of 276 amino acids.
AAACAGAGAAUACUCUCCUGCCUAGGAGAUACCAUUCCAAAUGGCAAACGGAUGUGGAACACAAAAUGUAACCUGUGUGUAAGUAAUGUUUCCACGAAACAACAAAAUCACUCCACUGCCAGCGCACACAGCCACUGAUCUCCUGUCUGCUCAAAAUGCAUCUUUGGAAGGAAAACAGGUCAGCGGCAACUUAUUUCAAGGCGUCCUAAAGGAACAGCGUUACUGCCAAGGUACAGCCAUAAGAUGUCAGCAAAGGAAUGGAACGAUUAAGGCGAGAGAAAGCUCUCUUGCUGGCCAAAAUACUGGUUCAAAUAACAGUUGCGUUAUACUCACAUCAGCUGAAGUGCACAAACCAAGUAUACAGCUUUCUGGACUCCAGAAUCAUUUACCUAAUGGGAGUGUGAAUGCUUUUAGAUCGGAAUUCAGGUUGUUAGAAGCAAACCCAUUUUCCACUGUUGGCAUUUCUUCUGUACAAAAUGGUCUUCCACGUUAUCCACACCACCUGUUUCCACUCCAUCUAAAAGGUGAGCAUUGGAGCCGAACAGAUCCACCAAAGGAAACAGAAGGAUUCCAUGCAAAGCCUGAAAAGAAGAAUGUUGCAAUCCCUCUUUGCCCAUCAUGCAACCAACGGACGGUGCAAGUUUUCCCAGCUGCACACAAUAAUACAGCAGUCCCAGAAAGAGGAAUUGAGCCGAACCCACCGAUGGCAAGCACGUGGGAUCAAAGCCAACUGCUGAGUGCAAAUAAACAUACCAAAUCCUUCCUGCCUACAUGCGAGGACUGCCUCCGAUGUUUUGCCUGCACAUGUCCCCCAACAAAAGUAUUUGGCCACUACUAUGCCAUGUCUGUGAUCUGCUGGUUGGCAAUUAUCCUCACAAUAGUUAUUGUCAUUGCAACAACUCUUCACAAUCAUUAACUUCACAGUUGUCUUCCAACCCAAAACAAGCUACUACCAUGAUCAUCAACAAAUGUAUGGCAUAGCUUAACCAGUUAAUCCAUUCUUGAAUCUCAGUUCUUAUCCAUAGCUGAUAUGGAUUCUUAAUUUCCACUCAUUAUUUUAGCCUAAUGAAAGAGCCCUUAAGGUCUCUUUAAGUAAUAAAUUCUAUUUAUAUUAUAAUUAUAGUCUUUUUUAUGUCAAAUGAAGAAUUAAACUUAGAGGACUUAAAGGGCACUUAUUACACCGCACUAAGGCAGCUGUGGACUGACACAACCUGCAUUUUGGAUGGGGGAACAAAAUCAUCAGUUCAGAGAUGGCUUCCACCUGCCCAGUAUUGUGGCCUAUGCCUUCUUUGAAGGGAAAGCUAUUUUUCAGGCGCUCUUUAAUAAGGAAACACACACAAAGAAAUAUGAUUCUUCCAGCUAUUUUAAUUUUAAAAAGUCUAUUCUUUUCAUUUCUAGCAUUACUCACUACAGUGCAGUUCAUAACACGUAUAAUUGUAUAUACUUAUAUCCUAUAAUAAUGAUGUGUGUUAAUCUGCUCAUACAAGGGCUGAUUCCAGAAAGCCCCUCCAGACAGAUCUGGAAGCCUAUUAGCUCGUAUAUGGGGUAUCAAGGCAUUGUUAUCCUCACCUAACCCAUAGGAAUGCAGCAUGAUGUGAUUGUUAGCCCCUGGGCAACAAUCAGAUUGCUGGCAACCUCGCCAACAUCAGUCUUAGUUGUGUGUUAAAUGGCCGAUUUCCUCUUGAUCAUUAUGCUCUCUGCUUCUGUGUUAUUGCACUGAACCUAUAAUAUUGUACAUAUAUACAGCAAAACUAAUGACACCAGUGUACUGAAAAUGUCCUUUUAUUUAAAAAAAUCACAGAAUAUCACCUAUAGCAGGUGUUUAUGAGAUGAGGUAAGUGUAGGUAUAAAAUAGAGGGUAACUAUACUCUGAAGUGGAAUUAUUUUCUGCCAGCCCCAAGAUUAUCCUAUUAAAGUCCUGGGAUUCUAGGCUGAAUUCCCAUUAUUUUACUGUGUUAUAGUAAAAUUAAGCCUGAAAAAGCUGGAAAUUAAAAAGAAAUUGUAAUUCACAGUGAGAAAGGAUGAAAACAAUAUUCAAGUGAUUUUU